Molecule: messenger RNA, 1218 nt
Organism: Oryza brachyantha (malo sina)
Lineage: Eukaryota; Viridiplantae; Streptophyta; Magnoliopsida; Poales; Poaceae
Exons: 2
Coding region: 68-913 (281 amino acids)
Cellular component (GO): plasma membrane
Source: RefSeq, a predicted model, not a curated record
CUCCUAGCUGACGAGUGACGAGGCCAGGCCACACAGCCCCGCCCUCGAACAGAGCAAGCCCCUGCACAUGAAGGUCCUACGGCUCCUCGCGGCGCGGCGGUUCCGGCGACGCGCGGUGUCCACGAUCACGGCGACGGCGCCUGCCACGCCGUGCGGCGGGUACGGGGAGGACGAGGGCCCGUUCUUUGACCUCGACCUGUCGUGCUGCUCGGCCUCGGCCCCCGUGUCUAGCGCCGAGUCGGGGUCUGAGUCGGAGGACUACUCGUCGUGCGCCGGCGAGUUCGACGACUUCGUCAUCUCGCUGCAGCGGAGCCGCUCCGCGUCCCCGUCCUACGAGCGGGUGUUCUACGUGCGCGGCGGAGGGUGGUCGGCGGCGGCGGCGUCAGUGGCCCCCGCGCACCUCAAGUUCUGCGCGUCCGAGCCGAGCGACGCCGCCUCGCGGUUCGGCUACGGCAGGCGCGGGAGGCUGCGCACGCUCAGCUUCGGGUCCGCCAAGGCCGCGUUCUACGGCGGCCGCGCCAGCUUCUCCAGGAGCUCAAACAGCUCGCGUUCGGCCAGGCUAUUCGCCACGUUCAGCUACGGGUCGCCGGACCAGGAGGAGGCCAGCAAGAGGACACCCUCCCGCGACGUGAUCAGGCGGUACCUCAGCAAGAUCUCGAGGCACCUGCGCCGGGUAGCCCCCGGCGCCUCCGCCACCGCAGCCGAUCUCCGGCUACGAAAGAGCCGCUCGGCGUCCGCAGCGCAGACGGCGGCGGCGUCCCAGUCGCCGCCAUCUCGGCGCGACGACUCGCUCCUCGAGCAGCAGGACGGCAUCGCGAGCGCCAUCGCUCACUGCAAGGAGUCUCUCCACCGUGCGUCGGUGUCAGAGUGCGACUUGUCGUUGCCGCGUUCACGGAGUGAUCCAGGAAGCUAGCGACCAUUCGGCAUCGAAUUCUCGACGAACCAGAGGCCUCCGAAGCUUCGCGCUGAAUUUCGCCGAGGAAGCGAGAGGAGAAAAAAGACGAGGGAACCUUCAAGUACGAAUUGUUUGUUAAAAGCCUCAAUAGGAGAACACAUGGUGGUUCAGCGAGCGAGAGAGAAUUCUCUUUUGUUAACCUUUCUUCUUUUGUGUGUGUGUGUGAAUGAGUGAGUUGAGUUCGUUCUUUUGUGUAGUUUUGUAGACGCGGGGAAAAGAGCUCCUUUUAGGCUCCUUUAGCCACUCCCCCCCCCCCCCCCCCC